AUGAUCGAUCCACAUUAUGGGCAAAGACUGACAUUUGUGACUACAGUACGUCUCUACUUGACUGCCAUAAUGUCGUGGAAUGACGAUACGGCAUACUCUAUGACCCUCGUCAAACACUUAACUGUACCCAUAGGUGCUUGGCCCUUGCAAGAAUACAAUAAAUUCACUUUGUUGCGGCAUAUUGUGUCUAGUCUUGGGUUGAGCGUGGUGGUGGUCGUGCAGUAUCUCGAGCUCUAUUACAACUGCACAAGCGCGAACGCGAAUCUUGACGCCCUCACGCUCUUUGCAUGCGGUAUUGUCGCUCUAACGAAAAUAAUAUGGUUCCGUAUAUACGCCGAUAAUUUGAUUUGCAAUUAUUCCUCUGCCAUGAACGAUUAUCUUUCAAUCGACACCGAGGAGAAGCGCAUCAUCAUGCGAGAGCACGCUUUCUGGGGAAGAGUAAUCUGCAUUAUCGCCUUAUUGAUCGCUUACGUCGAUUCGGCGAUCUUCAUCGUGGGACACGCACAAGUAAGCAGCGAGGAGGCUAAGACUAAUAUAACUAUCCUGGGCCGUCAAGCGGGGUACGCUAUUCCGUCGACAUGUACGUUAGCGAAUUUUCCCAUUUCGACGAACUUAUAUGUGGUGAUUUUCGCGCUGCAAUACAUCUAUCUUGUAAUUAUGUGCCUCAGCAAUCACGGUGAGCCAUUAUUAUUUGUGUAA
Molecule: messenger RNA, 699 nt
Organism: Wasmannia auropunctata (little fire ant)
Lineage: Eukaryota; Metazoa; Arthropoda; Insecta; Hymenoptera; Formicidae
Exons: 2
Coding region: 1-699 (232 amino acids)
Source: RefSeq, a predicted model, not a curated record